Gadus morhua (Atlantic cod) is the source of this 2121-nucleotide messenger RNA. Its product is annotated as caspase-1. Bases 155 to 1231 code for a protein of 358 amino acids. The transcript has 10 exons. The record is from RefSeq and is a predicted model, not a curated record. Gene Ontology annotation, biological process: signal transduction; regulation of apoptotic process. Gene Ontology annotation, molecular function: protein binding. NCBI's taxonomy places the organism in Eukaryota, Metazoa, Chordata, Actinopteri, Gadiformes, Gadidae.
CAACAUGUUUAUCAGUGUUGAAAUGAGAUCCAUAACUGCCAGGUAGGCGGAGAGGCUGAGGGGAGCUAGGCUAUAUAGUGCGACAACAAUCUUAAUACAAACCUGUUGGUCGGCAUCAGGUGUGCAUACACGUAGGCUACGUUGAUCCGCAACUAUGGCAGGACUUAAAAAAUAUCUGCCGAGUUGGCUGGGGAGCGGGUCUGAGACGCCGUCCACGCCUCAAAGCAGAGGCACACUGGAAUUUGCAAAGCAUUAUUCUGAAAAUGUUCAGACUGUGUUCUUGAAGUCGGAGAAGAGCUUCAAUAAGGACUUGACAAUGCCAAGUAGUUCAGCUCACAGCAUGCAGGAAGAGUUCAUGUCUCCAAGUUUAAAACAGCUGAGCCGUCAUGGUGAGCUGUUCCCGUCUCUGCCCCUCGAAAGGACUGAAAGUGGCAGCUUGCUGGAACAGCUGAGCCGUCAUGGUGAGCUGUUCCCGUCUCUGCCCCUCGAAAGGACUGAAAGUGACGGUGCGCUGGGGGAGCUUCAAAGGAUCCAUUCUGAAUUUGUGAAGACAGUUAAAAUCUCAGUUAUCAGAGGUCUCCUGGAUGACCUUUUGCAGCAGAAAGUGUUGAGUACUGAGGACAAAGACUCUGUGAUCGAGAACCAGAAGAGCAAAAGGGAAAAAGCACGCUGUCUGAUUGACAUGGCGACUGGAAACGGGGAGAGAGCAAGUCAGAUAAUGAUUGAAAGUAUGAAGAAGAGGGACCCUGACUUAUGCAUCACCCUGGGUCUUAUCUCUUCUCCUGCUGGUGUGGGUCUUAAAGAUGACAAGACGGUGGUAAAGCCAAGGAAAGAAAAAAGAGGAAAUGGAGGCCGGAAAAGACGUACAAGUGAAUCAGAAGAAGAAGAGAUCAAUAAGAAAUCUUGCAUGGUGGAUGGGCCAGACGUAAGCCCUGAAACCCGCUCCGCACCAGCUCUGACUGAAAAGGAGCUCAUGAAUGUGGCCAAAACGCUGGGAAAGGAGUGGGAACUGGUUGCCAUCCAUCUGGACCUGAAGACCAAAGAUCUGGAUGACAUCAAGGCAGACAGACAGACGGAUGUGGCCAUGCAGAAGCUGAAGAUGUUGGUGCUGUGGACGCGCCGAAGACCACCAGGAAAGGCCACAGCACAGGACCUGCUGAAUGGUCUGAAUGACCUGGAGGACAUACCGGUCGAGACUCGUUCUUCUUUGGAAGCCUUGAUUAAGCAGUAGCCAUAGUGAACUAGAUGGCUCUGUCCAAAGAGAACAAUGAAGAUAUGCAGAAUAACCUGAAACAGUGAAGCUGUCUGUGAAUGCAUACUGGUCGUUGGGAUACGGCCAGAUGAUGACAACAGAGAGAUUAUUCUAAAGUGUAAGCAGCCGUAAGAGCUAGGCUCUUGUUGAGUCCAUCUUUACCGUAUAAACUGUUUAAAUGGCACAAUUGCUCAUACAGCUUUGCUCCACCAGUGGUCAAGAUGCAGUAUGUGCCAAGGCAUUUUUGAAGUGUUAGCAUCAGUUGCGACCCUGUGCUGUGUUAUCGGCCCCUUCCACAAUAAUUGAAACUAUGGACAGAUUUAUUAAAUUCUGUACUUUUAGAUUACAUUUAUCUGAUUGACACUUAAGUGCAAAGCGACCCACAGUAAUUGCAUUCGACAAUGGAAGAUGCAACCCAAAAAGAGCAGGAAUCGUGCAAGUACAUGAAAUGCGUUCAGUAAGGAAACUUUUUUAAGUGCUAAAUUAUAGAAACAAGAGAUGAGUUUUCAGUCUGCAGUCUUUUUCCAAAUGUCUUGACCUUAAAGUAAUAAUUGACUUCAUGUUUAGAAUAGAUCCUUCAUCUUCUGCAAGUACUAAGCUGUUCCCCUCAGGUACCUCCUAUAGACAGGUAUCGAUGGUUGUGAUCACAGAGUUUCUGAAACAAGUUGACUUUAUGCCAAAGAAAGAUAAUAAUAUUUUUUAACAAUCCACUACGACUAGCACAAUCUUUUUCUACAGUUUCCCCAAGAGGCAGCUGGUACUGUGUCAGUUCAUUCUUUUUAUAUAUAUUAUGUUAACUUUCUGAGCCCCGAGCAAGGAAGGUUCAGACGUCUGUUUGGGGAAAAAUAAAAGUGGUUUGUGGGAAAGGC